Cinara cedri is the source of this 9325-nucleotide messenger RNA. The record is from the annotation of a GenBank genome assembly. Lineage: Eukaryota; Metazoa; Arthropoda; Insecta; Hemiptera; Aphididae.
AUGGGCAACGAAACACUGGCUGAACUAAAAAAGAACGUUAGGAAAUAUGAAAUUAUUGAAAUUAUGAUAACUCCUAAAACCCCUUUUGAUAUUGAGACGGAGAUUAUACAGUCUAAAAUACAACAAAUAAAUAAAGAUAACAAUUCAAAGAAACCCGAAAUUGAUAGAUUACGUGAAGAAGUAGAGAAUUCAAAAUUAUUAAUAAACUCCGAAAGUCCUAAACAAAAUUAUGUAGACUAUCAAUACAAUACUUCUACUCCGCGUAUAUAUUAUGUAUAACAAAAUAAUAAAGUAAAAAAAAAAUUAUUAAAACGGUUAAUACCCCAUUCGUAAAUAAAUGAAGUAAAUAAAUAUAUACAUUUUUAUUUAUUAUCUUCACUAAUAUGUAUAGGUACGUUAAAUGCACUUCAUAGUAUUCCUCCCCCACUGCUGAUUUUCGGAUUAAGUAUAUAUUGGCGGGAUUUAGUGAUAAGAGAAUGGUUUCAGCGCCAAAUAAUUUAAAUUGGCACCCCACAUAAGUCCUCUUCAAAAUUUGAUACCAUAAAAUCCCAUCCAAGGGACGUAGUCUGGAAUUCGUCCGAUCACAACUUAACUUUGGAAACGGUAUAUAGGUCUCUUCAAGACCACUCUCACCAAAUAAGUGUCAAUCGGAAGGAAUGAAAAAAGGAAUGAUUCUCCAACAUGAUCGGCGAGGCAUUUACAUAUACAUCAAGUAUAUCCCCUCAGGAUUUGUUGAUAUAAAAGAGUACUUGAAACGCGAAAUUAAACUGGGACCCCCGUACAAGUUCCUUCUUUAAAGAGUAUAUUAGGAUAUAUUAUAUCCUUACUCUAUGAACAGAGUACACGCGAAUGGUUUGAUCAGAAACAAUCGUUUAGUCGUACGCCGUCGUCAUACAAUCCUGUACGCCACCGCCGCCGUGUAUACAGCCAGUCAUAAUAUCUACAUACCUACCGCCAAAUAAAUCAUCAUAAUAAAUAAUACACAGGCAUAAUAUAUUGUUUCAAUUAUGGGCGUACGUAGGAUCUUUUUCAGGUUAUACAGGAUACCACUAGCGCAUCUAAAUGUUAUUUUAACCUCGUCAAAUUCUGAUAAAAAAAUGUACACAAAUAUUGAAAUGUCUUACCAACUUUUUAAUUAAAAAUGUAAUUUUUACUUAAAAUUCAAAUUGAAUUACAACAUAAAACGUACAUAUUUUGCAAAUUUUUGAUUUAACUUAUAAUAUAGUUUUUGAAAGCCUCGGGGACGUAGCCCCCUAAUGCCCCCUUAAUCUUGGCCUAGUAUUCAAGGUAUGCAGCUGCUUUCCCUACAUACCACUUGCCUACGGUUUCGAUCAAACUAAUGGAAACAUAGACAAAUUAUAUUUACUUAAAACGUAAGUCGUAACAUUUAUUCAAACUAUAACGGAACAUUUGUGUGAGCAAAUCCAUGUACGUGGUAAGGCCGUUAAAACAAAAUGUUAUCGAUAUUUUGUUCCCUACGUACGUCGUAUAACAUGCCGUGUAUCGGCGGCAAUGAGAUUGAUUGUCGGGCGAGUGGAUUAUAGACGUAUAAUAUAAUAGAAUAGGAAUGAUAGGUGUUUUACGAAUAAUACAUUAAAGCUAUACGACAGGUAUAUAAUCUACAUUGAUUAAUACUCUAAAAACAAGAUUGAUUUUAUAAAGAUUUUUUGGUUAAGCCAUAUAAAUUAACUUAGCAACGAAAGCUAAAAGGUAUUUAUUGUACAAAUAAUCGUAUAGGUGUGCAUAUUUUACUUGAUAAAAAAAUAUAGUAAAAGACUUAUUAAAAAUCAAGAAUAAUGGAAGUAAUCAUUACAAACUAGGAUGAAAAAAAACAGUACAUUUAAUUUUGUAAAAUUUAAAAAUACUAUUACUGGUGUUUAAAUAAAAUUAAUUUUGUAUAGUAUGACCUGAUUUUAUCAUCUAUUUCAUUAGUACUUUUGUUUAGAAUACCUUUUUGUAAAUAGCAUAUAUAAAAUAUUAUACUUGUGUAUACCUAAAUUUUAUAUUUAUUAAAUAACAAAAAAUAUUUUUCAGUAUUGAAUAACAAUGUACUUAUGUAAUUUUAGUUCCAAAUUUCCAGUUCAUUGGGAACUACAACCAGUAACAUAACACUUUUCUACCAUCAUAUGAUGUUAAAAUGAAAAAAUGUUAUUUCCAACUUAUAUUAAAUUUAAAAAAAAAUGACAACAAACACGUUACACGGAUAGAUGAAUAAGUUACAUCAAAUACUGUAUGAUAAUUUAAAGCAUUUUGUUAGUUUGUUACAAUUUUCGCUUAAACGCAAAUAUACGAUUCUUCCACGUCGAAUUAUAUUCUUUAUUAUUACUAGAGGUGGGUAGUUCAUGAGUGAGUUGACUCUUUUGGGUGAAUCGAAUGAAUUGAUUCAGUGUGGUAUAGUUCAGUGACUCAGUGACUCGAUGACUCAGUGCUACCACUGGUUCUAAACAAUUAUUCACGAAUCACGGAUGUGUGUUAUCAGUCCGACAAUUCGCCUAUACAGCCUGCUAUGCCACAAUAUACAUAAUAUGAAAUUCUAUUAUUAUUUGUCAUUACAAGUAAUGUUAUGACGUUAUCACUAAUUAUUACUGUUUGUCUCAAGCAUAGACGUACAAUAUAUUAUACAUUGUCUAUGGUGCAAGAUUGUCAUAUAGAUAAGCCGGCGUACCGCCAAUUAAGAGCGUUAAGGUCACCCAAAAUACCCAAGGUCGUCUGGUGGUGUAAAACUGCAUUAAAGGUGGAGAAUCACUGAUCGGUAGUUUUAAACUUCCAUGUGUCAUGUGUGCAUUGUGCUCUCCGGGGUGACGGAAUUCAUAAUUUUGAUAUUCUCUUUUGUUAUACCACGUGAUGUCUUGUUUUCUAUUUCAUAUUACCGCAUGAAUUAAUUUUAGGAAGAUUAUAUUCCGUAUUCGUUUCAAAAUCGUUUUUAUAAUUAAUUCUUGAGUAUUAUCGUAUUUCUGUGUUCAAAGGUUUAGACGCCAGCGUCUUGCAGUCUCUUGCCGACAACGACGCACUUGAUUUUUCAAGGCUUGCUCAUCGUUGUUUCCACGACGUUGACUUAAAUUACACGGUAAGUGAAUCAUAUCCAUUCGAUAUGUGUUUAUUAAAUUAUUAAAAACCAGUUAUCAAUUAGGUUUGCUUGCUUAUAACGACUUUUUUUUUAGGUUAGAUUUUGUUAUUAAGAAGGGGGUAUUCGAGAUUUUUAAAAAUCUACAUAGGGGGAGGGGCUUAGAAUCACUGUUCUACAUGCUUCAUAAUUAGCAUUCUGAAAACGUGUUCGAUGUCGUUUGCAGACAUAUCUUGAGAGAAUGCUACGCACAGGAUCUUAUCAAUUAGAGAGGUAGUGCGUGCGCCUAGCGAUGCCUACGUUCCCGGUGUAGUACUCAGAAGCGUUAAUAAGUAAUUAACACUUAAACAAAAUAUUUGAAAUUUAGAAUAUCACGUACAAUAGUGAGAAAUAGGAGAUAAGGGUCUAGAACAAUUUGCUGCUACUGUCUUUCGCCGUGACUCAUUCACCUUGAGACGUUUCACCAUAUUUAAAAUUUCAUUAUCAAAACCCAGCAAUAGGUAUGUAUCCUCGGAGUGAAGUUUUAAGUGAAUUUGAUUUUUGUUUUUUGAAUUAUUAUGGAAUCAUUAAAGCUUUAUUAUUUUAAUGAUAUUUUAAAUUACUUUAAAUAAGUCGGUAUAUAUUAUGUUACUGUUAAUGUCCGCAGUUGAUGAAUGUUAACAGUCACCUGUCAAUGUCGACAUACAUCAAAGUCAUUGGUAAAUGUUGGCAUAUUGAUUAAAUUUGUAUUAUUUGUAAAUAUUCACUCUUGAAUGUCGACAUUUAUAUAACGAUUUCGGUGAAUGUUUGUAAUGCCAAUAUUGUUUUGUGGAUAAGCCACAUUAAUAAUACAGUUAUUAUUAAUCUAGACAUACUACUUAGUACUUAUACAAUAGUAUAGAUAAUUUAGAACUUGUUAAUAAUUUUAUAAAUGUUUUAUUUAAAAUAAAAGUUUCUUCUGGCUAAAGUUGGUGAAACUGUCCUUAUUGAGUUCCAGAUAUUGAUCGUAGUAAAAUGGAUAUAAAAUUUUUUAGCCAUAGUAUUAGAUAUAGUAGAUAAUGAUUUUUAUAAAUUACCUACCAAAAAUGGUUUUAUAAAUCAAUUAUACAUCAGGAAUCAGUUUUUGGUACCUAUGUAAAGAAAAUUUAAUAUCAAUUGCUAAUGUACUAAGGGAUCACCAAAUUUCCUUAAGUCAAGUUUCUGCAUCAAAUUCGUCAAUUGGUAGGCAAGGAUAUACCCGAUGUAAUUACAAAACAAAGCGCACCACAAUAAAUGUGGUUGUAAAAAUGUUGAAAGUUUAGGUAACAUAAAAUGUCAUGUUGCAAUAAGUAAUAAUUUUUGUAUGAUAAAUAAUAAUAAUUUAAAUUAAUAAAACAAAUAUUGUUUAAUAAUAAUAAUACUUUGUUGAUUAAAUUAAACACAUAUCUAUUGGAUAUAUUGUAUAAUAAUAUUGUAGACUAUAUUAUGGCCUAUAUGUAAUUGCAAAUACAUAUGUCAAUAUUAACCAAAAUCCUGAUGUGAAUGUCAACCUUGAUUUGUAAAUGUGUAAAAUUGUUUUAAUUUUUCUACAUUCACCUAUUAAGUUGUAUGUUGACAUUAUUCGGUGACUGUCAGCAUUCACCAACUGCGGACAUUCACAGUAACAUACACUACACUUCCAAUCAGAAUCCUCCAGUUUAAAACCAGAUUUAAAUAGAGAAUAUUUUAUAGUCACACAAAGGCUUAUACUUGUACAAGUAAAGAUUUUUAAGAUAUUGAAAGUCUGAAAAUGGAGUUCAAUUGCAUUUGGGGAAUUCAUCUAAGCUUUUACAUAUAUUUUUGAAAGAAAGAUGCAAAUAUCGCGAAAUGUAUGUAAAUCUUUAUUUUUAAUUUUAGAUUAAUUUUAAAAAUGGCUUUAUUAAUAAUGUUCUAAUUUCUUCAUAAUCAAUUAAAUUUAUAGCAUAUGAAUGUGCAAUAUCAAAAAUGCAAUAAAAUUUGUUGAAUGAUUUUUCUUUUUAUUAAUUUGGUCAUACUCUUUCACUUGCUACAUUUUUGUAAAAAUGUCUAUUCUUUGUAUAACACUUUAACAUGAGUAAUACUAUGUUAAUUUUUUGUAGGAAUUAAUUAUUUUGGCUAAAAUAUUUCGAUUUCUUUAACUACUAAUGUUGCAUUAACACGGAAAUUUAGUUUAACUUUACGUAAGUUCUAAAAUAAAACCUUCAAAAUUUGUCUCAUUGACAAUAAAUUAACAUCAAUAAUUUGAUUUUUAAUAUAACCAAUUAAAAAUAUUUUUUGACUAAAUCUAGUAUCCAUUUUUAAUUAUUUAAGUUAAUAAAAAUUGUACCUAACCCACAGAAAAAUAUUAAAUCUAGACUAUAAUAGUAAACUGUUUUUACAGUUUUAAUUUAAUUUGGGAUUAACAUUAAAUAUGACCAAUGUAAGUCAUAAAGUAAGACUAUCAUAUAGUAUUGACAAAUAUUAUGUAUUUUUAUAAUACUAUUAAUAUCUAUCAAAAUAUCCUUAAUCUAACAUCACAGAAAAACUCUAGUAUUUGGAUUAAGCUUUUUAUCACAUUUUUAUAUAUGAUUUAAUAAUAAUAAUAAAAAAAUAAGACUAAUAAUACGUAUACCAAUAACAACAAAGCAACAUUAUUAAAAAUAUUUUAAAAUACAUUGUGGAAUAUAAUUUAGAAGUAUUUUUGUGUAUAUUUUUAUUUUUGUUAAAUUAAUUAAGUGUUUAUUAAUUUUUUAGUGUUUUCAAUUAAAAUGUCCACAUUCAUAUGACAACAAAGAAGUUAUUAAAAUCUUAAAAUAAGAUUAAAACAAGUUCUUGGUGUUUUAUUAAAAAAAUUAAAUCUAAACAAACUGUGAUAGUACACUAUUUUCUUCUAUUUAAUGCAUUUUCUGUAUUAUUAAAUAUUCAAAGUGGAGGUAGUAAGCCUCCACUAAAUAUUAUUCAAAUGACCUCAAACUUAGAGAAUAUAAUUUUUUUACUAUACAGCAUGAGAUAGAGGGGUGUCUUGGAAGACAUUUUGAAAUUGACAAAAUAAGGACCAUCUUAAUGGAGUAUGCAUAUAUUUAUAAAAAUUAAAACCAUGUCACCAUGAAUAUCAGUAUGAUUAUAUAAUAAAUAUAAGAAUAGACACUCCAAAAAUUUGAAUCAUGAAAUCAUGAAUUAUAUUUGCAGGUUUGUGGCCCAAAACUAACUCAUUCCCGGCCCAAUAGAGGCUUGCUGGUGACAAGGGGUGGGACAUAUACCUUCCUUGCCCCUCCCCGAAUGACGCCACUAGAAUCAGUAUCUUGGUAUAAAUUAUACAUUUUAACUCAUUUUUGAAAAAGUGAAGUUAUAUAAGUAGGUACCUACAUAAAGAUACCUUACUCAUAUUGAGAUACUUCAUAAGAUAUAUUUCAGAUACUUACCUACAAAAUUUGAGACUAACAACUAAAUGUCAUAGUUCAUUAUUUUUUAUUUUAUUUUAUUUUCUUAUUUCGAAGAACAAAUUAUUUUCAAUUUUUGUGCAAGUACUUAGCGUUAUAGAUUUUGUUAAAUAUUAUAAUAUGGUGACAUUUAAUUAAUUUGUAUUUGUAUGUAGGUGUGUCACAAUGAUACAAUUUCAAUAAAUUUGUUUUCUAUUAAAAUUUUUGUUUUACUUUUAAGUUCUACAUAUAAAAAAAUAUUUAUGCCUUAUGAAAGUCUAAUGGCUUAAUAUGUAACUUAUAAUAGUUAAUAGUUUGGUAUAGCUAUUAUGAAUAUAGAGCAAUAACACUAAUUUUAAUAAAAUUAAUAAAAAUGAGAAAAAAUGUAGAGCUUCCUAUGGCUCAUUGUAGAAUAGUUCUGAUAAUCAUUUUUACAGUAGGUAUAUGAAAACAUACCGCAAUAAUAAUUAAUUUACUAAAACACUAAUUUUCAAAGAAAUUAAGGACAUUACCUGGUCAGUCAUUUACAUGUAAUAUUAAAAGUAAUGACUGUAAAAAAUUAUUUUUUAUUUUAAUUUUUUGUAAAAGUAAAAUAUUAAUUUUAGAAAAUUGAAUUCCAUAUCCAAUUGAGAAAUGGAUUUUCAUUAUUAUCAUGUGGCUUACCAUAUUAUUGUAUACCUACAAAAUAAUGAAGGUGGUAACCUACUGUCAUUGACACUUUUUAAUUUUGUCAUUGGUGAUUGUCUCUUCCAUCAUUAUUAUAAAAUAUUUUCUUUUCCUCAAUAUUAGUUUAUAGUAUCCACAAUAUUAUGAGCUGUCAAAAGCAUUCAAAGUUUAUUAUGCCUACUAGCUUCACUUGUCAACUAGUAGGUUACAUAUGACAUGAUUUCCAAUAGAUUUAUCUAGGAAAUAAAGUAUUAUUACUUUCAAGUUUUAAAAUAAAAAAAGUAUUUGUAAAUUAUUUAUAUACCUUCUCUUGAUUUAAGUAUUAAUUUUAACUAAACAAACAGAUCGAUUAUAAUGUUUGGUUAUUGAUAAAGUAAUGAUCAUAGAUAUAUUCUAGUUCUUUUUUAUUCAUAAUUUUUUUUUUACAAUUAAAAUUCUUAAGAAGUUUGAAAGCUGUGUUUUCUAUCUUUAUCUUACAAACCUGCAAUAGGAAUUUAAUCUAUCGUGUUCUUUUUCAAAUGUACCAAUUAAUUGGUCUAGUGAAGUGAUAAGAAUUCUGAAAACAAUUUUUUUAAUUGUUCAUCAAUUUUAUUUGAAAUCUACUAAAUUUGUCCAAAAAUUAAAACAUUUAAUUCUUUAACUACUCCAUUUUUAGGUAGGAUUUAGAGGGAUAAAAUCAAAAAUUUGGGAUGUCAACUUUUGUAGACUUGACUACAAGUUCAAAUCAGUUCAGAAUUUUUAUUGCUUUACCUUUGCUAGACCAAUUGAUUUGUUGGAAAUAGAAUACAUCUAAAUUUGUAUGUUGCACGAAUGUAAGAUAAGGAUACAAAAUCACCAAUUCCUCCAAUUCCCUUCAUAUUAAUCAUUAUUAAUCAUUUAAGUUAUUGGUUUUUGAAUUUAUUUCAUAAAAUCAUUUUUGUCAACUAAAGUGGGCACAUUUUUAAAUUUUGUAUUGGUGAGGAGGCCUAAGAAUGUAUUUAAGUGACAUGUUUUAUGCAAUAUUAAAACUGCUCAAAAUUAAAGAUAAGUUAUUCAAAAAAAAAAAAAUGGUUUUAACAAUAGGAACAAAAGAUAGUUAAAUAAUUACCAAAAAUUAUGUACCUAUAUGCAAAUUGUGUAAAUCAUCUGUCAUAAUCUUCCAUUCAUGAAUUAUGGAAUUUGUACAAAGUGUAAAAUACUUUGAUGUAAAUCUUUGCAAUUUAAAUGUAUAUUAUCAAUUAGUAUUAUUUGUAAUAACCAUAAAUAUGCCAUUUUUUACAAAUCUUAACUUUUGACCAAAUUCAUAUGGAUCUAGAACAAUUCAUCCCACGAAAAAAAACCGUCAUAUGUGGUUACUUUCAUCACCAUCAUAAUUUAAUACAGGAACAAUCCGUCUGAAAAUUUAUAUCAGCAUAUUUUUAUAAGAUAAUAUUUUAAUACAAUUUUCUUAUUAUUUAUCACUUACAAUUUAGUACAGAUUUUAGAGUUUAGUACACAGUUCUAAAUUACCUAAUACAAUUAUAUUUUUGCAACUUAAAAAAUGCUAUAUAAUAAUAUAGGUAAUUUGUUAAAAUAUGCAUAGUUUGAAUUAUAUUUUAAAAACUAGUUAUAGUUGAAAUGACAAAAUAAUUUAAAAAUUUGAAAAAUAAAAUUGAAAGAAUAAAAUAAAUGAAUGAUUUAAAAAAAUCCUAGUGUUUAAUAUUGAUACUUAAACUAUUACAAAUAGUUACAAUUUUUUCUGUGUUGCUAUACGUUUCAUAAAAUUAUUUCAAAAUAUAAUCAUAUAUACAGAGGUGGUCAAAAGUCGCGCAAUGCCUACCGUCUUAUAUGAAACGCGUUACAGCGCAGUUUCUCCCUCCACGUCGUUUCCGUUACGUCAUAUUGCAACUUUGGUCUCGUUAUCUUGUUUACGUACAACAACAGCAAGGUUUAUAAAAAAUCAACAUAACCUAAUAGACGCAGUUUCAUGUUCGUUAUCGUUCGUAACACUGCCGAAAUGCCCUCUCCAAAAUUGUCGCUUGUUGAACGCAUUUUGUUAAUGGCCCCCAAGAUCACCCGAUCUCACACCUUGUGAUUUCAGCAUGUGGGGAGUUAUCAAAGAUCGAGUUUACAAGUAGCCAAUCCAAAAUUUGAUUCAUUUAAAAAAGCGAAUCGAGGAAGAAUUCAAAAUGUUGAGCACCGAUUAUUCGUAUCUUUACAACGCCACGAACACGGUAAAGAAACGUUGUGGAGCAGUUAUUGA